ACUCCCUCUGACAUCCAACAACCUGAGAGACCUAUCGGAUACGGAGCUUUCGGAGUAGUCUGGUCGGUGACAGACCCCCGCGAUGGGAAACGGGUGGCCCUCAAGAAGAUGCCCAAUGUAUUCCAGAAUUACGUCUCGUGUCGUCGAGUAUUCCGGGAGAUUCGCAUGCUUUGCUCAUUCAAACACGACAAUGUCCUUUCCGCGCUUGAUAUCCUGCAACCCCCGCACAUCGAUUUCUUCCAAGAAAUAUAUGUGACGACGGAAUUGAUGCAGAGCGACCUGCACAAAAUAAUAGUUUCGGGCCAACUUCUGACGACAGAUCACGUCAAGGUGUUCCUCUAUCAGAUUCUGCGGGGCCUCAAAUAUUUGCACAGUAGCGGAAUUCUCCAUCGAGAUAUAAAACCUGGGAACCUCUUGGUGAACUCGAACUGCGUUUUGAAGAUCUGCGACUUCGGUCUAGCCCGCUGUAUAGAGCCGGACAGCAGGCGUGCGAUGACGCAGGAGGUGGUUACGCAAUACUACCGAGCCCCCGAACUGCUGAUGGGGGCCAAGCACUACGAUGAGGCCGUGGACAUGUGGUCUGUAGGUUGCAUCUUCGCCGAACUCCUGGGUCGACGAAUCCUCUUCCAAGCACAGACGCCCAUCCAGCAGCUGGAGUUGAUAACCGAUCUUCUCGGAACGCCCACAUGCGCUGAGGAUUUGAAACACGCUUGCGAAGGAGCUCGAGCACACAUGCUGAGACGGCCGCAGAAACAGCCCUCUUUAGAACGUCUGUACACCCUCGGCUCGUAUGCGACUCCUGAAGCGGUGCAUCUAUUGACGCAGAUGCUCAUGCUCAACCCCGAAAGGAGAAUAACCUGUACAGAGGCACUGAACCAUCCUUACCUGGAUGAGGGUCGCUUAAGAUACCAUUCGUGCAUGUGCCGAUGCUGUACGACGACACCGCAGGGUCUGAGACAGUACGCCAUGGAGUUCGAACCCAGCGCGUUGGCGGUUUUCGACGAUUCGGUUGAGAAUUCACUCAAAACGGUCAUGCAGGUCAAAGAAAAACUCCAUAAAUACGUCUCCGAACGUUGUCUGACGACAGGGAGAGUACCGCUGUGUAUAAAUCCGCAAUCAACGGCAUUCAAAUCGUUCGCAAGUUCUACUGUGGCACACCCGUCUGAGCUUCCUCCGUCACCUCACCAGUGGGAUUAAGUUUUCGAGUGUCCAGCUUGUACAUAUACGAGACCGUCGAGUGAUGAUCGAUGGCAACCG
Molecule: messenger RNA, 1257 nt
Organism: Galendromus occidentalis (western predatory mite)
Lineage: Eukaryota; Metazoa; Arthropoda; Arachnida; Mesostigmata; Phytoseiidae
Gene: nmo
Product: serine/threonine-protein kinase nemo
Exons: 6
Coding region: 109-1197 (362 amino acids)
Biological process (GO): protein phosphorylation
Molecular function (GO): MAP kinase activity; ATP binding
Source: RefSeq, a predicted model, not a curated record